Pomacea canaliculata is the source of this 2518-nucleotide messenger RNA. RefSeq names its product sortilin-related receptor-like. Gene Ontology annotation, cellular component: plasma membrane. The transcript is spliced from 14 exons. The coding region runs from base 127 to 1806 and encodes 559 amino acids. Gene Ontology annotation, molecular function: protein binding. The record is from RefSeq and is a predicted model, not a curated record. NCBI's taxonomy places the organism in Eukaryota, Metazoa, Mollusca, Gastropoda, Architaenioglossa, Ampullariidae.
AGAAAAAAGACCGAGGAUAUAAAGUUCGCCUAAAGGCAAAGAUAAGAGCAUUCUGCUUAUCUUGUAUAAGGCUACCUUAAGCAUUUCGUCUCUCAAAAACUUCGUUAAAAGUGUAAGGCAGGAACCAUGUUGAAGUUUGUGUUGUUGGUGUGCCUGGUGCUGACAGUCACACAGGCAGUCAAAUACCACAAGAGUAAACUACAGUUUGCACAGAAACGAAGCUUGAUGGCGAAACGACAAGCACGGAUCUGUGGCGAGAACCAGUUCAUGUGCACUUCCGGUGAAUGUCUUCCUUCAAUGUGGACGUGCGAUGCACAAGCCGACUGCCUCGACGGGUCUGACGAAGCGGAAUGUGACUGCGCUUGUCGAGGCGAGCACAAAUUUCAGUGCAAAAACGGCAACUGUAUUCCUCGCUCCUUCGUUUGCGACAUGUUCAACGACUGUGGCGAUGGCAGCGACGAAGUAGAUUGCCACCUGACCACCUGUAGACCUGGCCAGGUGCAGUGUGACAACCACAGGUGUAUUGAGGAAUCGUGGCUGUGUGACGGUUCUGACGACUGUCGUAACGGCUGGGACGAGAGCAACUGCGGUGGCACGUGCAAUGAGGACCUGUUCCAGUGCACCGAUGGGAGGUGCAUCCCCUCUAGCUGGGAGUGUGAUGGAGAUAAUGACUGUGGUGACAGUAGCGACGAGGUGAACUGUGUAUGUGACCCCGUCACCCAGUUCCAGUGCCCCGGUGGACGAUGUAUUCCCAUCCAAUGGCGAUGUGAUGGCGACGACGACUGCGGCGAUUUUACUGACGAAGUCGGCUGUCCUGCCUUACACCCAGACGACUGCCGCGACCGAAUGACACUACGGGGUUGUCUGCUGAUGAACGACACGUCACUUCCUAUCUGCCUCGACGACGACCUCGGCUUCAAGUACUGCCGCAAGUUCUGCAAACACUGCACAGUAAACCCAGAUGAAUCAGACGAGAUGAAGUUUGUGUUGUUGGUGUGUCUCGUGCUGACAGUCACACAGGCAGUCAAAUACCACAAGAGUAAACUACAGUUUGCACAGAAACGAAGCUUGAUGACGAAACGACAAGGGAUCAGAUGUGUGGAGUACGAGUUUAUGUGCGCUUCCGGUGAGUGCAUUCCUUCAGACUGGGCGUGCGACACAGAGGCCGACUGUGAGGACGGGUCUGACGAAAUGGAAUGUGAGUGCACUUGCACAGGUGAAAACAAGUUUCAGUGUAAAAACAGAAAGUGUAUUCCUCACUCCUUCGUUUGCGACACACAGAACGACUGCGGGGAUCACACCGACGAGGUUUAUUGCCAUCUGCACACCUGUAGACCUGGACAGGUGCAAUGUGAUAACUACAAGUGCAUAGAGGAAUCGUGGCUGUGUGAUGGUGAAAAUGACUGUCAUAACGGAUGGGACGAGACUGACUGUGACAGCAGGUGCGAGCACGACCACUUCCGGUGCACUAAUGGCAUCGAGUGCAUUCCCCCUGCCUUGGAGUGUGACGGUGUCAGUGACUGCAGCGACAACAGUGAUGAGCAGCAUUGUGAGUGCAAUCCCACAAUCCAUUUCCAGUGCGCCCAUGGAGGGUGCGUGCUCCUCAAAUGGAGGUGUGACAAUAACGACGACUGCGGCGAUUUCUCGGAUGAACUCGGCUGCCCUACGUUACAUCCAAACGUCUGCAACGACCGACUGACUCUGCGGGGUUGUCUGCUCAUGAACGAGACGUCACUUCCUAUCUGUCACGACGACCUCGGUUUCAAGUACUGCCGCAAGUUCUGUAACCUUUGCUUGGAAAACUGAAAAGAACGAAAUUAUCGUUCUUGUGUCCUCUCCUAAAGACAUUUUCCAUCUCUGAAAGAUGAUCACCCUGGCAACUAGAUGACAGCAUGGCGUCUUUGCAACAAAUGACAGAAUGAGUUUCUCUCAAUUUGUUAUUCUCGUCUUUAAAGGCAGUUGCGAUAAAAUGUUUUUCAGUAAUAUCAGAAUAAAAGUCUAUGACGGUUUUUAAGUGCUCCGAUGAAUUAUUACUAUGAAGAUGAUUUUGAGAACAAAAACCAGCUAAAAAAAUCAAAAAGGCGAGUUACUUGCUAUUAAUUCGCAGGACACCACCCUGGUAAGACGAUUGCGUGGAGUUUCGUUAGCGGAUGAGGUUUUCUGAGGCAGCCUGGAAUCUCCAAUGAAUAAUUUUGCCACUGUCCAGGGCUCGUAUUCAUAAAGCACCUAUACCCUAUCUCCUAUUCAGUCUGGUCUGGGUAAUCUGCUAUUCGCAGACAGUGGCUAGACAUCCGUAUUUAUGACCUGGUGGUAGCCUUACUCUCAAAUAUUUACAGGACAGGCCGGUAAAUUAUCAAUGGGGACCAUUUGGGGAUAUUUUAACAAAACAGAACACCGAUUCUUAGGAUCUCAGAUUUUUAACAAAUAGAAAUGAUUUUAAUUAUUAAGCAUGUAAAGCUCCACUUGUAAACAACAGUUAAUAAAAUGGACUUCUCGUCCUAAACUCAUACAACCGUUA